AAUGUCGGCUUCCGGCUGAAUCGGAAUUGCAUGCUCUGGACCUCUUGUGGCGCUUAGAAAGUUCCUGACCGCGGCGACUGAACUUUACCGACUCUGUGAGGGUGGACCUCCAGAAGACAGACAGGCAGGCAGGGAGGCUAAGCCUCCGCUCCUUUCCAAGCCGCUUUACAGCUGGAAAUCCGCGGCUAUGGAAAGCUACCAAGCGGUGGGUCCCCCGGAGGGCGAGAGUCCAGAUAAUGACAGAUCGCAGAUUGCCAAUGAGGAACCAAAGCGGCUAAGCAGAGAGCAGAUGUUUAUCAUGAUAUCAGCAGCAUCCCUCAACUUCGGUUCAAUGGUUUGCUAUUCGAUUCUGGGACCAUUUUUUCCAAAAGAGGCAGAAAAGAAAGGAGUUAGUAGUACCAUUGUUGGAUUUAUUUUUGGAUGUUUUGCAUUAUUCAACUUCCUGACAUCGUUGAUAAUGGGAAAAUAUCUUGUACAGAUUGGAGCAAAAUUUAUGUUUAUUGCUGGCAUGUUCGUCUCAGGAUGUGUCACGAUUCUCUUCGGAUUUUUGCACAGAGCACCUGAUGGGCCAAUAUUCAUAGGGCUGUGUUUUUUGGUCCGAGCAAUGGAUGCCAUUGGUUUUGCUGCUGCAGCGACAGCCUCAUUUUCUAUUCUCAUAAAUGCUUUCCCACAAAAUGUAGCUACGGUUGUGGGCACUCUUGAAGUUUUUACCGGAUUGGGAUUAGUAUUGGGUCCUCCAAUUGGUGGCUUUUUGUACCAGAGUUUUGGCUAUGAAGUCCCUUUCAUUGCUCUUGGAAGUGUAAUGCUAUGCAUGGUGCCUCUGAAUAUGAUCAUCUUACCAAAUUAUAAUUCAGUUCCUAAGAAAGAUUCAUUUUUGAAGCUUAUUGUUCUACCAAAAGUUGCAAUACUUUGUCUAAAUAUAUUUGGACUAAGUUCAUGUAUUGCCUUUCUAGAUCCUACAAUGUCAUUAUUUGUCUUGGAAAAAUUUAAAUUGCCAGUGGGAUAUGUGGGAUUGGUCUUUCUGGCCCUAGCGCUCCCUUAUGCCUUAUCUUCACCACUUCUUGGUUUUCUAAGUGAUAAAAAGCCGAGUUUAAGGAAAUGGCUGCUAAUCGUUGGAGCUUUUCUGACCACAUUAUGCUAUUUUUUCUUAGGGCCAGCUCCCAUCUUGCAUAUUGAAAGUCAGCUUUGGCUUUUCAUUCUGAUGAUGGUCCUGAACGGUUUUGCUCUUUCAAUGAUUGGCAUCCCAAUAUACCCUGAAGCAAUCAAUAGUGCAUAUGAGAAUGGAUUUGAGGAAGGAUUAAACUUGCUUGGAUUGGUGUCUGGACUCUUUGGUGCAUUAUGGGCACUUGGUUGGAGAAGCUUCAGGAAUCAGGGGAAAGGGAAAAAAGAAAACCAGAGGAAAAGGUGCUGGCAAAUUGAAAAGAUUUAA
Molecule: messenger RNA, 1429 nt
Organism: Pseudonaja textilis
Lineage: Eukaryota; Metazoa; Chordata; Lepidosauria; Squamata; Elapidae
Source: RefSeq, a predicted model, not a curated record